AUGUUGAGAGGCACAAGAACAUCGCAUCGCUCUUCUGAUCUCCGAGUUUUCACACAUCACAGCAGAAAAAGGUGUCGGUUCUCAACCUCUGCCUCGGAGCCAGAUGAAUACGAUGUUGUCAUUGUUGAAGGUGGACCUGCUGGGUUGGCGCUAGCCAGUGCUCUAGGGUGUAAGCAGGCCCUUCGUGAAAUGCUUCGAAUUGCUCUCGUUGAAGCCAUUGACUUGUCAAAAGUGCAUGAUUGGCCGACUUCACCGAAUACCUUUUCUAGUCGCGUCGCUAACGAAUGUGUCCCGGGCAUUCCUCAAAGGAUAAAUUUUCUGUGCAUCGGAAAUAGGCUUCAAGCUGCAACACACUGA
Molecule: messenger RNA, 357 nt
Organism: Marasmius oreades (fairy-ring Marasmius)
Lineage: Eukaryota; Fungi; Basidiomycota; Agaricomycetes; Agaricales; Marasmiaceae
Exons: 3
Coding region: 1-357 (118 amino acids)
Source: RefSeq, a predicted model, not a curated record